Molecule: messenger RNA, 963 nt
Organism: Zingiber officinale
Lineage: Eukaryota; Viridiplantae; Streptophyta; Magnoliopsida; Zingiberales; Zingiberaceae
Product: zinc finger MYM-type protein 1-like
Exons: 2
Coding region: 1-963 (320 amino acids)
Source: RefSeq, a predicted model, not a curated record
AUGGCCAUAAAUUCCUCUGUUUCCAUUGAAAACUUUUGCCAAACUGAUGAAGGCUUAGCCAUUGAAAAUGAUAUAGAGGGAGAUGUGAAUGAGAUUGAAGGCAAUGAAAGUGGUGAUGACUUAGACUUUAAAAAUAAUUUUUCUGAAAGUGAUGAUGAUGCUAUUAAUGAAGUGAAUGAAGAACCAAGUUCAUCAAUUCCACUUGACAUUUUUGAUCUUAAAAAUUGGGAGAAUUUAGAUCCCAAGUGGAAGGAUCAAUUAGUGGAAAAGGGUCCUAUAAGAGAUGUAUUAACAGGGAAAGGUCCCAAAGACAGAUCAAAUAGACGAUUCUCUUCAGAUUUCUAUACUCGGAUUUUGCCAAAUGGUCAAAAACACCAUAGAGAUUGGUUGGUCUAUUCAAAAGCACUUGAUAAAGCAUUUUGUUUUUGUUGCAAGUUGUUCAAAAGGGGGCCUCAACCAAGUCAACUAGCAAAUGAGGGAUACUGCGAUUGGGGACAUCUUAGUAGUAGACUUAAGGAACAUGAGACAAGUAUUGAGCAUAUCAAUUAUUAUGCUAAUUGGUCUGAGUUGCGUAUCAGGUUAAUGAAGGGUACAACAAUUGAUCAUGCUAUUCAAGAUCAAAUCAAGAAGGCAAAAGAGCAUUGGAGGAAGGUAUUACACCGAUUAAUUUCACUUGUGAAAUUUUUGGCUAAACAAAAUAUAGCAUUUCGUGGUAGUAAUAAGAAACUUUAUGAUGAUAACAAUGGAAAUUUUAUGGCUGCUGUUGAGAUGAUUGCUGAGUGGGACUCAGUGAUGAAGGAGCAUAUUGAAAGAAAUACACAUCAUCAUUAUCUUAGCCACAAAAUUCAGAAUGAAUUGAUAUGCUUGUUAGCUUCUCAAAUAAAGAGUUCUAUUCUUGAAAACAUUAAAAAAGCUAAGUUCUUUUCUGUAAUACUUGAUUGCACUCCUGAUGUUAGUAACUAA